Molecule: messenger RNA, 2868 nt
Organism: Acanthamoeba castellanii str. Neff
Lineage: Eukaryota; Discosea; Longamoebia; Acanthamoebidae
Product: Pep3/Vps18/deep orange family protein
Exons: 10
Coding region: 1-2868 (955 amino acids)
Biological process (GO): endosome organization; vacuole organization; organelle fusion
Cellular component (GO): endosome; HOPS complex
Molecular function (GO): protein-macromolecule adaptor activity
Source: RefSeq, a predicted model, not a curated record
AUGCUGGAGGGGAUAGCGCAGGUGGGCCUGGACCCGCAGCAGGGGGCGCAGCAGCAGCAGCAGGGGGAGCCCAUGUUUGGGCUGGAGAAGGUGCCCUACCAGCCCAAGGGACUCAAGCAAAUGGUGGUGUGCAACGACGUCGUCGCCAUGGCCCUCAGCAACGGACACAUCAUCCGCCUGCGCCUGGACGCCCCCGACGACCUCGAAGGCACCUCUCCCUCCCUCCCCCUCUCGCUGCUCGCUGCUUCCACGUGCCGGGCGCGUGGCCAGGACAUUGAGUUUGCGCGUAGGAAGGAGGACCAGAUCCACAGCAUCUUCCUGGACCCCACGGGCAACAGCCUCAUCAUCUCCAUGGAGAACAAGGAGAACUGCAGGGCCUUGGCGUGGGACACACACAACACGGAUCCGUCCAACACGGGGGAGAUCCUCAUCGGAUCGCGGGACGGCCGCAUCUUCGAGACGGCAGUCGAGGCCAAGGACAAGCUCUUCGUGGAGGGCAAGGAGAAGUACUUCAAGCCCAUCUACGCCCUCGGCGAGGACCAGCCGGUGCUGGGCCUGCGCUACGAACGGUUCCCUCCGUCUCGCGUCGAAGGCCCCAAGUUCUUCGUCAUGGCCGCCACCGGUACGCGUCUGUACCAGUUCAUCGGGGGGCCGACGUUCGAGGCGGUGUUCGGGGGCUACGAGCGGAAUCCGGCGUUCCUGGAGCUGCCGGGGGAGCAGGCGGGGCGUCGUGCGGAGAGCAACAUCAGCUUCUUCAGCAAGUACCAGGGGGUGGCCAAGUCGUUCGCGUGGCUGACGGGUCCGGGGAUCUACCACGGGAGCCUGGUGUUCGGGUCGCAGAACCCGGGGGACUCGGUGAUGGCGGACACGCAGCUGCUGCCCUACCCGUGGUGCGACGAGGCGCGGCAGCGGCGCCUGGGCUCGCCGCUGUCGCUGGUGCUGUCCGAGUUCCACUUCCUGCUGCUCUACGAGGACCGGUUCGUGGCCGUCUCGCAGCUAGACAACACCGUCGCCCACGAGGAGAGCCUCGGGCGCGGGUCGCGCGGGUCGCGCAUGCGGGGCCUCGUGCUCGACCCGACCAAGGCGGCGCUGUGGGCCUACGCCGAGGACGCCAUCUACCAGCUCUUCGCCGUCGACGAGGACCGCCACGUGUGGCGCAAGUACCUCGAGAAGGGCCUCUUCGAGGAGGCCCUCCGCUACUGCAAGCUGCCCGGCCAGCGCGACCAGGUGCUCCUCGGCCAGGCCGAGUACUACCUCCAGGCCAAGCGAUACGAGUCCGCCGCGCGCGCCUUCGCCAAGACCACCGCCCCCUUCGAGGAGGUCGCCCUCCGCUUCAUCGCCCUCGGCGAGAAGGACGCCCUCAAGGCCUUCCUCACCACACGCCUCGCCCUCCUGCCCCCGCACGCCCUCAUGCAGCGCACCGCCCUCGCCGCCUGGAUCGUCGAACAGUACCUCGCACGCCUCAACCAGCUACGCGAGGCACGCCUCCACGACCAGCACGCCAUGCUCCUCGACGAACUACGGUACUUUGCGGCGGCGGUGGGGGACGAUGCACGCGUGCUGCGGGACCUGGUGCGCGGGGGCGAGUGGGCCAACGCGCUGGAGGUGCUGGCGCGCGCCAAUUCCGGGGAGCUCUACUACCAGUUCUCCCCCACCCUCAUGGCCCACGUGCCGCGCCCCACCGUCGACGCCUGGAUCAGCUCCCGCACGCCCCUCCAGCCCCGCAAGCUCCUCCCCGCCCUCAUGCGCUACCAGCCCUCUCCCGCCCAGGCACGCACCCCCACCCCCACCACAUUGCCCCCCACAUUCCCCACAUUCCCCACUUCUUGCGAGCAGACUGGUUCCAACGAGUCCAUCCGGUACCUGGAGCACUGCAUCCAGAAGGGCAACAACCAGGACCCGGCUAUCCACAACUACCUCCUCUCCCUGUACGCCCAGCAGGGGAGCGAGGAGGCGCUGCUGGGGUUCCUGCAGCGGGAGGAGGCGGUGUUCGAUCUGCGGUACGCGCUGCGGCUGGCGCUGCGGCACGAGAAGAGGCGCGCGUGCGUGGACAUCUACUCGGCGAUGGGGCUGCACGAGGAGGCGGUGGACCUGGCCAUCCGGCUGGACGUGAACCUGGCCAAGGCGCACGCGAACCGGCCGCAGGACGACGAGGUGCGCAAGAAGCUGUGGCUGCGGAUCGCGCGGCACGUGGUGGAGGAGGACCAGGACAUCAAGAAGGCCAUGGCCUUCCUCAAGGACUGCGAGCUGCUCAAGAUCGAGGACAUCCUGCCCUUCUUCCCGGACUUUGUGCUGAUCGACGACUUCAAGGAGGAGAUCUGCGGUUCGCUCGAGGAGUACAACCGGCACAUCGAGGACCUCAAGCACGAGAUGGACGACGCCACCCACAGUGCCGACCUCAUCCGCCUCGACAUCAAGCAGCUGCGCUCCAAGUGCGGCUUCGUCGCCGGCAACCAGAAGUGCGACCUGUGCGCCUACCCGGUGCUCUCCCGCCAGUUCUACCUCUUCCCGUGCCAGCACACCUUCCACGCCGACUGCCUGGCCCGCGAGAUGACCCGCCACCUCACCGACGCCCAGCGCCUCCGCCUCCGCGAACUACAGCUCCUCGUCGCCGAACACUCACGCGCCCCCGCGCCGCGCCCCAAGUCCUCCGUCCCCGCCCCCGCCGGCGACGCCCCCGCCACCGCCACCGCAGCCAAGGCCGACAUCGACCUCCUCGCCCCCAUCCAGACCGAACAGCUCAAGAACGAGCUGGACGACCUCGUGGCGUCGCAGUGCAUCACCUGCGGCAAGCUGACCAUCGACUCGAUCACGCGGCCCUUCAUCGACGUGCGCGACCAGGACCUGGUGAAGAGCUGGUUCAUCUGA